AUGUCUCUUUUUGAGGGCCAUCGGUUCCUCAUUAUACAGUCCAGCGAGCUGUCUGCGACCAAGGCGGAGUAUUUGAAGAAGCAGAUCAUUGGCACUGGGUACAAUGAGGAGGGGGGCAUCUUGCUCAAAAGGAAUUCUGACCUGAUUCCAAUAUCUAACGAGAAAUUGGUAAACGUCACGCUGAUAGUAUCGAACACAGUGGAUUUUGUGGAAUACCAGCUCGCAGAGGAAUUGAUGAUCCCGGUCGUGCGAGACGCGUGGGUAGUAGACUCAAUUGCUGCAAACCUGAUCGAGACGUUGCGAAUGUAUUCACCUGAUCCCAAAUACUUCCUUAGCAGUGUGAGCAUAUGUUGCGCAGCUUCAAUUUGCACAGGCGACAAGGAGGCCCUUUUCAGCGCCGUGCGCUCAUUUGGCGGGAUACACACAGACCAUCUGUCCCGAAGAACAACCCAUCUGAUUGCCGUUGACACGGACGACGACAUCUGCCGUAUGGCCAUUGCAUUCAACCAGGCAUGUGAACGAAAGGCCAUUGCGAUUGUGAGGCCGGAGUGGCUUCUGGACAAUAUAAUAUCCAAACGCAAGCUUGCCGAAGACAGAUACGGCGUUGGAUCUAAGGAGCGAUACGCAGAGCCGAUGACUUCUACCCUGUUCAGAGGACGGACUUUUUUUUUGGAUGAUGACUUUAAUAUUUCGAGCCGAGUGAGCUCUAGCCUGAAAACCCUCAUUGAACAGCACGGGGGCAAGGUGGAUUCUGAAAAUCGAGCAAACACGUACAUUGGGAAGUAUCGGGCUGGCGAUAUGUAUCAGCUUGCGAACGAGGAGAAGUGGCCUACUGGAAACCUGAACUGGCUAUUUUGGAUGCUGCUACACGAGGAAUGGAUCCCUCCAGGUAAAAUAAUGCUCCACUACCCGUACCCACGCGAGCCCUUGGAAGGGAUGGAUAGGGUAGUGGUUUCCGUCACGCAUUACAGCGGCGAUUCACGGCUGUAUUUGCAGCAGCUGGUGGAAAUCAUGGGCGGAACAUUUACGAAAAAUCUUCGACAAUUCACCACCACGCAUCUGCUUGUCGCGAAGCCUACGGGCGAAAAAUACAAAUACGCACAGGAAUGGAACAUCAAAUGCUUGAAUCACCUGUGGCUUGAAGAAAGUUACGCCAAGUGGGAGCUCCAAGACGAGACCGACCCCCGCUACUUGAGGCUAGGUGACCAGGUGGACGUUGCUCAUGCUGUUGGCCAUACAAGCUUGGAGAUAGGAUUGCCUAGUAGCCAGAACACGCGGAUGGAUUCUCAAGAGGUGCCCGGCUCACUGGAGAUGCCACGCAAGAGGCUCAAGCCAAACAGCAAGCCGUACGAUAUCGUUGCAAUACUGACUGGUUGCGAUAAGGAGCUCAGUGCGUCUGAUCUCCGGAAUCUCAGCAAAGUGGGUAUCAAAAUUGUUGAGCAGCCAACGAACUCCCUCAAUUGCAUCAUUGCUCCCGGCAUUCUUCGAACGGAGAAGUUUCUCAAGUCGUUGAGCAAGAGCCCGCAAUAUUUACUCACGCCGACGUUCCUCAUAGACGUUCUCGCUACCAUCAACUCGCAUAAACUGGACAAUUUCGAGCGCGUCAAACCAAGUACUGACAAAUAUGACUUGUCUAGACAUAUCAACUUCAAGAAGGACUCCAAGAUGAAGGAGCUAUUCCUGGAUCCUUCGCUAGGCGCCCAGAACAUCGUCAAUCUGAUUGAAAAUAGCAACUGCAAAUUAUUUGAAUCGGGAGAUUUUUGCGUGUCAGCUACGAUCCCGGGCGGACCCGAUCUAAUCAGUAGCAUUGUGAGGUCUUUUGGUUGCCAGGUGUGCCUGACUGUCGACAAGAAAACCAAGAGACUGCCAAAAAGGGUGGCAGCUACAAGAUACUUACUUUGCGAGGCAAAAGAUGAGCCACUGCAGAAUCAUUUUCGCAAACUGGCAGAGGGGGAGCAUUACCGUAUUGUAGAGUGGAACUGGGUCGUGAUGUCCAUAUUCAAUACCAAACUAGUGGAUAGAUUCAUAAUUGAUGAGAGCUAA
Ogataea haglerorum is the source of this 2043-nucleotide messenger RNA. RefSeq lists its product as uncharacterized. Gene Ontology annotation, cellular component: Cul8-RING ubiquitin ligase complex; nucleus. The transcript has a single exon. The coding region runs from base 1 to 2043 and encodes 680 amino acids. NCBI's taxonomy places the organism in Eukaryota, Fungi, Ascomycota, Pichiomycetes, Pichiales, Pichiaceae. The record is from RefSeq and is a predicted model, not a curated record. Gene Ontology annotation, biological process: double-strand break repair; DNA double-strand break attachment to nuclear envelope.